This is a messenger RNA of Labrus bergylta (ballan wrasse), 5193 nucleotides long. Lineage: Eukaryota; Metazoa; Chordata; Actinopteri; Labriformes; Labridae. The record is from RefSeq and is a predicted model, not a curated record.
UGGAAAUGAGGCCUCUCACGCUGUGUUUGGCUGCUGCACUCUUUGCAGUAUGUCACAGCUGUUCUUCAGGAAAAGAGUUUAUCACAGGUUUUCUUCCAAACUACCAAAAACAAGGAAAAUCCACAGACCACAGACUCCACUUGGUCCUGACUGCUCAGGAAUCUGAGGCCAAAGUCCACAUUCAGGUGGCUUCAGUCAAGUUCUCCAAGCAGCUGACCCUACGUGCAGGGGAAACUCGUUGGGUUUCUUUACCAUGUGGAACUGAGCUGCAGAAACUAUACGUCAGUCCAAAAUCUGCAGUUCGAAUCUCAUCGAGCACUGGAAUCUCUGUGGUCACCUUCAACCGCCGCACUAACACGGGAGACGGCGCAGUGGUUUCCCCAAUUCAAGAUCUAGGCACUGAGCACUAUGUAUACACACCCCCACCUGGGAGACAUGGCUUCGACAGGCUAGUUGGUAUCGUAAACGGGGACAGCCAGAACAUGAUCACCAUAUUGCCAGCCAGUGAUGCAAAACUCAGAGGGGGAGCGAAGUGGAAUAAAGGGAAAGCGGUGACCGUCACCCUGCAGCCCUACGAGUCCUAUCUGAUACGAAGUCAUACCUGUUUGUCAGGCACUCAGAUUAAAUCCCAGAAGCCCGUGGCGGUGUUAACUGGUCACCAGUGUCUGGACCUCAAAUUUGCGUGUGAACAUGUGUAUGAGCAGCUCCCCCCUGUGGCUAAAAUGGGUAAGGAGUACAUUGUGCCCUUCACUGGGAACUCCAAAACAACUAACGUAGCUGUGGUUAUGACUGGUGAAGACGACGCUGAAUUGACGGUGUGCCAAGGCCAACAACCAAUGAAACAUAUUCUGAAGAAAGCGGGACAAAUGUUGGCCAUUCCGAUGAAAAUGAAGCGUCCUCUGAUGGUUAAGAGCAACAAGAAGGUGAUGGUGCUGCUGCUUAGCGACAACAAACCAAGGGACCCCUUCUUGAUAACUCUGAUUCCGACAUGCAAGCUGUCCACUGAUUGGGCGGUGGAGACAGUGGACGGGUUAAAAAGCUGGGUUUCCAUUGUGUCACGGAGGGAGGGGGCAAGCAGUGUGAAGGUGUGUAAUAAGGGGCAGUGCUUCUCAAAACUCGAGUGGUCCAGCGUCGGCUCAGAUAAUGUAUGGGUGUCGACAAAUGUCAAAGUGGGAAAACAGCAGAGUCAUUUCACAGUGGAAGGAGAUGUUCGUAUGGCGGUCUAUGCCUAUGGUGGAAAUAGAGCCCAUGGGUUUGGAAUCGCUGGAGUCUGUUCUGGAGGUAACACUCCACCACCACCACCCAAAGAUCCCUGUGAAGACGUUACAUGUCGGUCAAAGGAGAGUUGUGUGAAUGGAGAAUGUGUCCCUGUUUCCACGGCAACUUGCACAGCCAUGGGUGACCCCCACUACACAUCGUUUGAUGGACGUCGCUUUGACUUCCAGGGCACCUGUACCUACAUUAUGGCAACAGUGUCAGAAAAAGAUCCUACCCUUACUCAAUUCACUGUAACAACAAAGAACAACCAUCGAGGAAGCCGCCGAGUUUCCUACGUGAGGACUGUGACCGUGACUGUAUACGAGCAGACGAUAGUCAUCAGCAGACAUGGAGGACGAGUAGAGGUGAACGGGGAGCUUCAGUACCUGCCUGUCAGUCUGUUGAAGGAUAAGGUCACUGUGAGUAGGAGUGGGUCCUACGCUGUCCUGAGCACUGACUUUGGCCUGGUUGUAAAAUACGACUGGAACAUGAGGCUGUUGAUUACAGUUCCCUCCUCAUACUAUGAACACAUGGGAGGACUUUGUGGGAACUACAACGGAGAAAGGAAGGACGAUCUGCCGGACCCCAAAGGCAACAGUAUCCCAAUAGUUCUGGAGAUGAUCAAAAAGUGGAAGGUGAAGGAUCCAGAUCUGUUCUGUAACGACAACUGUGGCGGUCGCUGUCCUCACUGUUCCCCAAAACAACAGAUUCACUUCAGAAAACCCACACUGUGUGGGCUCAUGACCAAAGAGGACGGCCCUUUCUCCGCCUGCCACAAAACCGUCCAACCCUACCCAUUCCUGGACAACUGUGUCUAUGACGUCUGUGUCACUAAAGGUGCCAAACAGAUUCGUUGUGAUAACCUGAAGAGUUAUUAUGACACCUGUUUGUCACAAGGAGUGAAAAUGACCGCCGAGUGGAGAGAGCACUCCGGAUGCACCCCCUCGUGUCCAGCUGGAAGCCACUAUGAGGCGUGUGGUACAGCGUGUCCUAACACUUGCUCGUCCCCAGACAUUGCAACGCGCUGUAAGUCUCCCUGUGUGGAGGGAUGUCAGUGCGAUAAAGGAAGGGUGCUCAGCGGAGACAGAUGUGUCCCUAAAUCUCAGUGUGGAUGUCAGCAUGAUGGCAAAUAUUACCCAGCAGGCACCAAGUUUUGGGGGGAUAACACCUGCUCCACCAGGUGUAAAUGUGUCAAUGGUAAAACAAAGUGUGAUAAAGUCAGCUGCAGGAAGAAUGAGCACUGUGGGCUUAAGAAGGGAGUCAGGGACUGUUACGCAACAUCCUUUGCAUCAUGUCAGUGCACCGGAGACCCCCACUGCAUAAGCCUGGACAACCGGCGCUUUGAUUUCCAGGGUACAUGUACCUACGUCCUCUCUCAGCUGGUCAAGGGGUCCGACAAGGGACUGGAGCCGUUCCAGUGUCUGGUCCAGAAUGAGAACAGGGGACGGAACAAGGCGGUGGCCUACACUAAGUCUGUGUCUCUCACCGUGUUCGGUAACGUCACUGUCAGCUUGAGUAGCACCAACCCGAGAAAGAUAAUAGUGAACGGUCAGUCAGUCAACCUGCCGUUCUCGUUUGAAGACGGAAAACUUACCGCACACAAAGGGGGAAGGUUCGGCGUUGUGAAAACAUCAUUUGGUUUGACGCUCAGAUUCGACUGGCGCAGUUACGUCAAGGUGACUCUCCCCAGCUCGUACAACGGGGAAACUGCCGGUUUGUGUGGAAACUACAACGGAAAACCUGGCGACGACUUCACCAAAUCUGACGGCACCCUGGCCAAAAAUCCCAAUCAAUUUGGUGACAGCUGGAAGGCCGGAGGAGACGUGGGCUGCACCAGUGACUGUCCUGGAGGUAAAUGUCCAGAGUGCGAACCUGCACUGGUACUUCGCUACCAGGAGGGGCGCUACUGUGGCAUCAUCUCUGACAAGGAAGGACCAUUCGGUCAGUGUCACAGCAAACUGGACCACAAGACCUUCCUCAACGACUGUGUCUUUGAUAUGUGUGCAUACAAGGGCCACGCCUCCGCUCUGUGCAGCAGCCUAUCAGCUUUCAGCACGUCUUGUCAGGCGGCGGGAGCUAAAAUUGAGAGUUGGAGGACCAAAAAGUUCUGUCCUCUGCCAUGUGGUGCAAACAGUCACUAUGAGGUGUGUGCCUCCCCCUGCCAGCCCACCUGCAGCGGCCUCAGCAUACCUGAUGACUGUGACGAAGACGACCCCUGCACAGAGGACUGUGUGUGUGACGACGGCUAUAUACUGAGCAACGACAAGUGUGUUCCUGUGGCCGAGUGCGGAUGUCAAGACGGAGGGCAGUACUAUCAGGAUGGACAGGUGUUCUACCGCGGACAGUCCUGUAACACUCAGUGUGUGUGUUCAGAAGGACAGAUAAAGUGUGACGCCACCUUCCACUGUUCACAACACGAGAAGUGCGUUCUGAAAGACGGCGCCGUCUCCUGUCAACCCAAAAGUAUUGGUUCCUGUUCGGUCAGCGGAGUCAGAAACAUCCGCUCCUUCGAUGGAAAGGAGUAUCCUCUGUUGGGAGACUGUCUCUUCACGCUGUCAGCGGUGCAGAAGAACGAUGGGGGGAAGACGCCCUUCUCCGUGUUGGUGCAGCAGAAAACAGAUAAAGACGGCUCUGUCACUCGCCGCGUUGAGGUUCAGGUGUAUGACUCUGAAAUCUCCAUGGAGACAGGGGUCAAUUGGGAAGUUAAGGUCGACGACAUCAAAGUCACCCUUCCCGUGUCACUGGCUAAGGAAAGGGUUCAAAUACAACAAAACGGUGUCAACAUCAUUGUCGAAACUGACUUUGGUCUAAAGGUGACCUAUGACACUCAGUCGGGUGUGGUCGUGCAUCUCCCGUCGACCUAUCACAGCGCAACCAGUGGCCUCUGCGGGAACUACAACGGCGACGUGUCUGACGACCUGGUGGGGGAGAUCGGAAAUCCGGAGGACACAGCUGCGGCCUCAGUUGUUGAGGAGGACGAAGACGUCAAGUGUGACACAAGCUGUCAGGAAGCUUCCUGUCCUAAGACUGAUAAAGAGAAGGACCCUGACGCUGAGAAAAACUGUGACAUCAUCAAAUCAGCACAGGGCCCAUUUGAAGGAUGCCACUCUACAGUUAAACCUACUCCGUACUAUGAUGCCUGCGUCAGGGAGAUGACGUCACGCAAAGGGGACAACGUCCUCCUGUGCAGUCACAUCCAGAGUUACGUCACCGCCUGUCAGCUCGCCGGUGCAAAGAUAAAGGAGUGGAGGAGUGACAAGUUCUGUCCAUUGAAGUGUCCCGCUGGUAGUCACUAUGAGUUGUGUGCCUCCUCCUGGCCCUCCACCUGCUCCUCCCUGCAGAGCUCAGCUCCCGCCUCAGCUUGUCAAGAGGGUUGCCAGUGUGACGACGGCCUCAUGUCCGACGGAGCCAACUGUGUGUCUGUGGAGAAGUGUGGCUGUGUGGUGGAUGGACAGUAUUAUAAAUCGGGCUCAUCAGUAAGAGCAGGCGACUGUUCAGAGAUCUGUUCCUGUGAGGCCGGAGAGUUCAGCUGUAAAGCCUCAAGCUGCCAGCAGGGGGAGGAUUGUCGCAACAAGGACGGAGUCACUGGCUGCUUCCCGAAAGACCCCUGUGCAAAGACCAAUUGCAGGGUGAAGGAGCGCUGCGAGGUGAAAGAGGGUCAGGGAGUGUGUGUGCCGGAGUCUCGCGCCAUCUGCUGGGGAUCUGGGGACCCUCACUACAGGACGUUCGACGCCAAGAGUUACUCAUUCCAAGGAACCUGCAGCUACGUCCUCGUCAACACCACAGGAGCUGAUUCAUCCCUGCCAGCGGUAACGGUGACCGUGAAGAACGAGCUGCGAGGGAACUCUGAGGGCUCCUUUGUGCAGUCAUUCACUGUGGAGAUGUUGGGCCACAGUAUUUACAUCCCCAGUGGUCCAGAAGAUAUCGUAGUGGUGG